Messenger RNA from Heteronotia binoei (common prickly gecko), 1788 nucleotides. It is a transcript of the gene ECHDC1, whose product is annotated as ethylmalonyl-CoA decarboxylase 1. The transcript has 6 exons. The record is from RefSeq and is a predicted model, not a curated record. NCBI's taxonomy places the organism in Eukaryota, Metazoa, Chordata, Lepidosauria, Squamata, Gekkonidae. Bases 121 to 1017 code for a protein of 298 amino acids. Gene Ontology annotation, biological process: fatty acid beta-oxidation. Gene Ontology annotation, cellular component: cytosol. Gene Ontology annotation, molecular function: enoyl-CoA hydratase activity.
UUAUUGAUGGGGAUCUGUUGAGUAGAGUGCCGAGUUCUGGAGGGAGCCUUUUUCCUGAACACCCAAGUGUUGCGGAUUGCUGGGCGCUGGCAGCGUUUGCUGCUGUUAUAGGGGGCAGAAAUGACUGGUUUCUUAUGGAAGAGUUUCCAUCGAAUGCCUAAUAGCAUGUUGCUCAUGCAAAGAACUAUGUCUCUGUAUAACCAUGCCGAUGGUUUUGAAGAGAAAGAAAUCAAGAAAAAACUUCAGCAGUUUACUGGUGGAUCUGUCAACCUCUCAAAAAAGGAAGAUGGCAUUGGGAUACUUACCUUGAACAACCCAAAGCUAAUGAAUGCAUUCACAGGUACAAUGAUGAUAGAACUACAGGAAAAGGUUGCUGAAUUAGAAAACUGGGAGGAUGGAAAAGGACUUAUUAUCCACGGUGCAGAAAAUACUUUUUGCUCAGGAUCUGAUCUUAAUGCAGUCAAGCUACUAUCCAGUCCAAAGGAUGGAAUGAAUAUGUGUAUGUUCAUGCAAAACACCUUAACCAGACUUAUGAGGUUACCUCUAAUAACAGUUGCCUUAGUUCAGGGGAAAGCUCUGGGAGGAGGAGCAGAACUGACCACUGCAUGUGACUUCAGGUUAAUGACUCCAGAGAGUGAAAUUAGAUUUGUCCACAAGCAGAUGGGCUUAGUACCAGGCUGGGGAGGAGCUUCCAGGCUUGUACAAAUCCUUGGCAGCAGCCCUGCCCUCAAGUUGCUCAGUGGUGCUGUGAAAGUGCAUCCAGAACAUGCCGUUCAUAUUGGCCUGAUAGAAGCCAUCUUGUCCCCUUCUGAUGAGCCUCUAGAAGAAACGUGCACAUGGCUCAAGCUGCACACAAAGGGACCAGCUGAAGUGAUUCGAGCUGUGAAGAAAGUUGUUGUGGCAGGAAGAGAACUACAGUUGGAAAUGGCCUUGAGAACAGAAAUGAAGAUUUUUGGAACUGUUUGGGGAGGGCCUGCUAACUUGGAGGCCUUAACUCAAAGAUUAAAACACAAGUGAGUAAUUUUGAAAUACGAAAGAAAUAGAUUUGAUAUUUUGCAAACAAAACUGCUAUCAAUCAUGGAUAUAUGGGAAGCAGUUUUUAUCAGUUCUUUGGGUAUUAACAUUCAGCGUUCCCUGGUAAGGAGAUGCUAUUUCAAAUUACAGCUAAAGUGGAAAUUAGUUAUUGGAAAUAUUGCAGUAGUGCAGGAACUUAGUGCCAGGAAGCAGCAAAAUGUUUCAUUCUCAGCUACUGGUUACAUAUUACAGGUAAAAGUCAAAUGUGUAUGGAAGUUUGAGUAUCAGCCAAAAUGCUCCCCUGAAUGUUCAUUGCACUUGAUUCAUCUGAUGUAUUUUUAGAGCUUUGUUGUUGCUGUUGUGUGAAGUAGACAGAUUCCAUCAGGGCUGGCAGUGUGGACAUCCAUUUCAAAUGUAGUGACUUAUACCCACUUGGCCCAAAGACAGAGACAGAGACAAAGGAGACAAGCUGUACUUUAAGGUGGAUUUGAUGUUUCCCAAUUCAAGUUCUUCCCUUGGAUGUUUAGUGUUUGGAUCUUCCCACUUAUGUUUCAUGGACUAAGCCCAUCUCACCAGGCUCAUAAGCUAUUAACUGUAUUUUUAAAAUAUUUUCAUUGAGUUAUGAGUUCUGUAAGUGACUAGAUCUGAAUGAGAAUCUCCAGCAGACUGGCUUUGAGGACAGCAGUAUGAACUGAAUCCUUUGUCUUCAUUCUUGGUCUUUCUGUCUAAAGAGUGCUUAUGGAUACAUUUGAAAUAAAUGUUUGUGUAGCUGUC